Colletotrichum scovillei is the source of this 1655-nucleotide messenger RNA. Its product is annotated as glycosyl hydrolase family 18. The coding region runs from base 264 to 1502 and encodes 412 amino acids. The transcript is spliced from 4 exons. The record is from RefSeq and is a predicted model, not a curated record. Gene Ontology annotation, biological process: carbohydrate metabolic process; chitin catabolic process. Gene Ontology annotation, cellular component: extracellular region. NCBI's taxonomy places the organism in Eukaryota, Fungi, Ascomycota, Sordariomycetes, Glomerellales, Glomerellaceae. Gene Ontology annotation, molecular function: chitinase activity; chitin binding.
AGGAAGUCGAGGAAACAUCGGACACUCGGCAGCUGCUUCACCUGUCGUUUCUCCUUCCCGAUCUCUUCGGUUUCGCCCGUCUUUACCUUUGGCCUGUUUCUUUGGGUUUAAUUAAGUCUGAUGCCCGUCAUUUGACUGUCCCUUUCUGGCUUUGACGCCCUGUUGUACAUUUCGCUCCCAUCCUUCAUCUCCAAGCUCAUGCCCGCGCUCUGCGAGAGCUUCCACACCUCGAAGCCAUCCUCCCUUACCACAUUGACACCGACAUGAGGCUACUGUUCACCGCCCUGGGCGGCCUGCUCAUACCUCUGCAGUCUGCCGCAAUGGCCUUCGCCCAGGAGACCACCGAAAAGGCUGCGUCCGAUCUCAAAUGCGUCAUGUAUCUCACCGGCCAACACCCCAAUGUCCCCUCCAGAGAGCUUGUGUCUCACAUCACCCACGUGGAGCUGGCUUUCAUGAACUCGGACACCUUCAACAAGGACGUGGCCGAGUGGCCCCUCUUCACCACCGUGGAUAAGGUCCGCACACAGUUCAUGCCUGGCACAAAAGUCAUGGUCGCCAUUGGCGGCUGGAGCGACACCAAGGGCUUCGACACCGCCGCCCGUACCCCCGAGUCGCGGAGGAAGUGGGCCCAGAAUGUUGCCGACAUGGUCAAGGCAACAGGUGCUGACGGCAUUGAUAUGGAUUGGGAAUAUCCUGGUGGCAAUGGCGAGGACUACAAGGUCAAGAACAGCACCAACGAGGAUAAGAAGUGGGAGAUUGAGGCAUACCCCUUACUGCUUGAGGAGGUCCGCAGACAGCUCCCCAAGGGCAAACUCAUCUCCGCUGCGACUCCGGGUCUCGAGCGCGACAUGAUCGCCUUCACCAAGGAAACGGUCCCUCGUAUCAUCCGCAGCCUCGACUUUGUCAAUGUCAUGACCUACGACAUGAUGAACCGCCGCGAUAAUGUGACCAAACAUCACACAGGCAUGGAACUGUCCAGAAUUGCCGUCGACAAUUACAUGGCCCGAGGAGUCCCGGCUCACAAGAUUAAUCUCGGUUUUGCCUUUUAUACCAAGUGGUUCAAGACGACGGAUUGUCCAGAGGGUAAAGAGGUUGGAUGCCCAACGCCCCUCAUGGAGGAUCCCGUUACGGGUGGAGAUCUGGGUCAGACGGGAGGCUUCAGCUGGAACGACGGGGUCCAAGAGGACGUAAAAGCUUCGUUCGAGAGAGCUCAAAAAGAGGGCAAGUAUGAUAAGGAGGGCGGAGGCUACUACUACCUUGACAGGGCCGAGAGGCGGUUCUGGACAUACGAUACCCCCGAUGCGAUCCUGCGCAAAUUCCCCGCCCUUGUCGACGACAAGAGACUCGGUGGCGUAUUCGCUUGGGGCCUGGGCGAGGACGGCCCCGAGUACAACAAUCUCAAGGCGGUCAACAAAGGCCUGGCGGAGCGCAGGGGCAGAGGAAGCUUGCCUUGGGGCCCUGGCCCUCACGAGGCUGAUGAGCUUGCCAAUCGUGCACCGUAGCACGUGAACUGAGGACGCCGACUGAUGGAUCUGAGUCUGUGACUCUGGGCUUGGAUGAGGUUAUUGCAGUGUGGUUGACGAUAAGAAUGUUAAAAUGACGAAGUCGACUAGUGGCCUUCUCUUGCCCACUGCAGCGAGACGCAAUGAAAGCAC